This is a messenger RNA of Belonocnema kinseyi, 759 nucleotides long. RefSeq lists its product as uncharacterized. The record is from RefSeq and is a predicted model, not a curated record. NCBI's taxonomy places the organism in Eukaryota, Metazoa, Arthropoda, Insecta, Hymenoptera, Cynipidae. The coding region runs from base 39 to 578 and encodes 179 amino acids. The transcript is spliced from 5 exons.
UUCUUGAACUUAUACAUGGGCACCAUGCUUCAUAUACUAUGAAUCGUCAAGGAGUGCCUGAACCGCCUAAUGCAGUUAUAUUCCUAAAUAGGAAUAAGCACUUUGUGGGUCAAAUAGCGAAAACCGGUUCGACUAUAAACAUAAUCACUCCAGGAGGAUGGACCAUAGCUUCACGAAAUCAGCGCGUGAUUUACGAGAGGCUUAGAAAACGACGCCCCGCAGACCCAAGAGAAUAUCGAAUACCGCCAGUUACAUACAGACAGUGGGAUCAACUGAUACGUAACGGGGUACAGAUUGGAGUAGUAGUAAAGGAUCAUGAUGAUGGCGACAUACGUAUGGCGAAAUUUCCUGAUACAAGCCAAAAUGCUCGGCCUAGACAUGGCGAUGAAUUGCAUCGUAUGACUGGGUGGGACGACGAAAAGGAUGAGGCGAUACACUCGCAUUUUGCGACAUACUGGAGAGAUAUGUGGCUCGUGCUGUCCCUGCUCCCGCAAAAUGCUGAAGAAAGGAGGUUGGCAAGCAGGCUCGAUUCAGAGUGGCUUCAGAAUCAGCAUCCGAAUCGGGGGCCUCAUCAUUAAGAGUUGGGAUACAAUCUUUACAAUAAUAAGUGUUAAUAAUGUAUUCCGGCUUAGAAAUAAAUAUCCGGUUUGGAUUGAGGCUCUGUUGAGUGAAAUAGUUUGUAAGUGAUUUGGCUCCUUCUCAGCGUUUUUUCCACAAGUAGAUUUUUCCGGUUAGGAUGUACAUAAGCACAAUCAUAUA